GAGGAAAACGAGAGAGAGGGGCUAGUGGAUGUAGCUCUAGCUGUGGGCCGGGGGGGGAGAGCUACCUAGCCCGGGCUGCUCUGCCGAAACAUCCAUGGGUGGCUGUGUCGGGAGCCACCACGACUCCUCGGGCAGCUUAAACGAGAACUCGGACGGCACUGGAGUGGCUCUAGGGCGUAACCAGCCCCUGAAGAGAGAGCGGCCUAAAUGGAAAAGUGACUACCCGAUGACUGAGGGCCAGCUGCGUAGCAAGAGAGAUGAGUUCUGGGAUACGGCGCCAGCAUUUGAGGGCCGGAAGGAGAUCUGGGAUGCGCUGCGGGCUGCGGCCAGCGCCUUUGAGAGCAACGACCACCUGCUAGCUCAGGCCAUCCUGGAUGGGGCGAGCAUCACACUGCCGCACGGGGCUCUGACUGAAUGCUACGAUGAGCUGGGGAAUCGAUACCAGCUGCCAGUCUACUGCCUCUCUCCUCCCGUCAACAUGAUCGAGGAGCACUCUGAAGAGCCCGACGGUUCAGAUCCAGACUCUGGUGCAGCGGAUCCGUCCACGGGCAGCGCCAGCGAUCAAGGCUCAGGAGGGGAGUGCCAGCUGAGGCUCCGGCUCUCAACGGGCCGCGACCUCCGGCUGGCUGUUCGUUCUUCGGACACAGUGGGCAUGAUGAAACGUCGUCUACAGAGUCAGGAGGGCGUUCCUUCUCCGACCCAACGCUGGUUUUUCUCAGGUCGGCCUCUGACAGACAGGCUGCGCUUGGACCAACUCAACAUCUCCAGGGACUAUGUGGUGCAGGUGAUCCUCAGCCAGCCGCCACCGCUGGAGCCGCUGUCAACAGCAGGACACACACUAGAGGGCCCCGGGCCGGUGGCAGAGGAGGCAGUGGCUGCACUGCCGCAGGAGCCCACGCCUGUGGAGAACUAACUCUGCUCAGUCUGGCUCCCUGGAGGCAGGAGUACCAACCUGUUUAAAAGGAGGACAACAAGGGAGAAAAAAGGAUGAAAGAUGAUUCUGGCUUUUCUCUUUAGAUUAGUUCUCUUCUCUUCUCUCCUCCUCUUCAUCCCUCUUUUUCUCCUCUUCAUCCCUUCUCUUCUCUUGAUUUCUCUCCUCUCAGUCUUUCUUUGUUGGCUGUCUGCUGGAGAAAAAAGACUCCUGAAUUGAGGAAAAACUCUUCCUUUUGGUUUACAUGUCGAAAUUUUGACCUUUUUGAAGUAUUUUUAACUGUUCCUAUGGAAACCAAACAACAAAGCAAAACUUUGUCGGAUGGCUCAAAGGGUUUUCUUAAGAACACUGAUGAUCGAAUGUUUCUGUUUCUAUUCAAGUUCUGCUCUCUGGUAAAGCUUAGAAUUCUGUUUAUGGGGCGACAGGGUUUAACAAUUAUUUCAUGACAUACACUUUCAACCUGGACAUCUUACGAAGAAAGAAAUAUAGAUACUCAACAAUCACUCUUAGUUAUACUGAACAUGAAUCAAAUCCAGGCGAUUUCCUCACUCAGGAUCAAAGUCGGUAUGCUAACAGCUGGAAAGAAAGGUUGAUGCUGUUAAGCAAACAGAUGUGUCCUCAGUGUGGUCACAUCAGAGGCAUGACAACGUUUUACCAAGCUUUACUUCACUCUGCUUCAACAAUCAGAGCAAUCAUGUAAUAAACAUCAAUUAGUCAGCCUAUCUCUGUGUGUGUGCGUGUGUGUGCGUGUGUGUGUGCGCGUGUGUGUGUGUGUGUGUGGGGGGGGGGGGUGUUCAUAUAAGUUUAAGACACAGCCACACAUACUCAUGUGGGAAAAGGAUGGCACUUUAGAAACACAGUUGCAUAUUUUGAUUAAAAAUAGUAGGUUUUUAAUUAAAAUUGAUCAUUGUUUCUAUUCCUCUUGUCUCUGUCUCAAUGUGUCCUCAGUGUUUUCACGUCUUGUUGUUGAAGUAAUAUGAUGCAUUAUAUUCUCUGGCAUAACAUUGCAACUAACAUAUUUUACAGUCUUUCUGUUUGUGGCUCUAAAUCAAUGUUAAAGGACUUCAACUAAUCAGUGCUUGCAAUUUUUUUUAUCUCAGGUUUAUGAAGAAGAGACAGAUAAUGCAGUGCAAAUAUGAAUUGUUUUAACUAUAAUGUAUUUGAUUUUGAUGUUUAUACUAUUAUACUAUACACGUUUCACUUAAAAGGAUCAGGCUAAGGUGAUGAUUUUCCUAUUUCACAAACUGCUGAUUUGCCUUUUUGGUCUAAUCUUAUCUUUGCGCAGAGUUGUUACAUUGUCAUAUUUGAAAACUGGAGUCAUAUCUGAACAGCUAGCCUGGCUCUGUCCACAUGGAGAGUGUAAGGAUAAGCCUACACGCCCCUCUAACUCUAAUCUAUGAACAUGUUAUGUCUUCUUUACUUUGUACACAAACUUUUAAUGACUUUAAUUUGUGGUUUCAUAAGGAGUUGUGUGUCUUGUCGCACCACAUCUCAAACUCACUGCCCUGACAAGGAAUGAUUUCUACACAUAACAGUGAGCUUUAGAAGUGCCAGUAAGUUUUCUUUUCUUUCUUUACAUUAGGUCAGAGUUGUUUUCCCCUGCUGCCAGUGUCUAUGUUAAGCUGAUCCUAAAUAACCAGCAUUCUUUUCUCAAGCUGUAGGAAAUCUAGUUAGACAAUAUAGUAAAAUGUAGAAGAAUGAAGAAUUAUUCAUAUUGGUCAUGGCUAAUUUAAAGGUCAGGCAUGUUUUACAACUCACCACACAACAGCUUCCCUUUUCCUUAUGAUUUUCUAUUUCCUUAUUUUAAUGUCCCUAUUUUAUUCACUCAUUUCAACAAGACAGAAAUGGAAAACUCCCCAGAAAACACAAGAGAUGAACAAACGCCUUGUAGUUGGAAGAAGCCACCAUGAGUAAGCUUGUUUUGUUUUUUUUUGACAGAAGUGCUGCCAACUGGCAUUUCCCCAUGUGGGAACAAUAAGUGAACGUCAUGCAGCCUGUAAUAGAAUGAGGAAGAAAACCUGCAUGCCACCUGCUGCUAUUCGUCAGUCACACAAAGGUGUGUAAAAAGCUUUUGAAUUUUUGAGGAAGAAGGAGAGUACUUGACAAGCCAGGAUGCUUUUAAUGUGAAAAGUCAGGCUGCAGAGGAAGUGAUAGAGUACCGUUUUUUUUUUAUUUAGCCAGGAAUUUUUUCAAUGAAGAAAUAAAAAAUCCAUUUAACAAAAGAGUCCUCGGCAAGACAGCAGCACCAAAGGUUUCAAACACACACACACACACAAAACUAAAGCGCAACUAAAGCAAGAAUGUACAAUAGGCAAUAAAAUUAGCAGUGUUCAGCAUUAAAACGUGCAUACACUGGUGAAAUGAUCAUUCAUGCUGGUUUUUAACCUCCUGAGCUAAAACAACAGUCAGGUGUAAUGUGACUCUGUAGCUCUGAGACCAAGAAGACAGAGCAAAUACUUUAAAACUCUUUUGCCCAAAAACAGCAGUUUUGUUGAAUUUCAUACACAAUGUGCCCAUGAGCCCAAAGGUCAAAGCUAGUGGCAGUUUAAGACAUCAGUAAUGAAUAAUAAUAUGGUCAGUGUGGCGUUAAGUCAUCAGUCCUCUUAAACAACUUACGUUAUGCUUAGGGUUUUUUUCCGGGAAAUACCUGUGUGUUCAUACCUGCAAUGAGGUUGCAGACUCAAAAUGUAUUUCUCUCUGUUUUGCAAAAAGGGAUCAGUAUGACACAUAGAAUCACAUUAAAGAUGGGCAAAGUU
Molecule: messenger RNA, 3687 nt
Organism: Labrus bergylta (ballan wrasse)
Lineage: Eukaryota; Metazoa; Chordata; Actinopteri; Labriformes; Labridae
Gene: ubtd2
Product: ubiquitin domain containing 2
Molecular function (GO): protein binding
Source: RefSeq, a predicted model, not a curated record